GCGCGCACGAAACUUGGCUUUAACCUGCAAAAAAGUUUCUGCAUGGUCCGGGUUCGGCAAUUAUUUGUUUUUGUUGUUAUUAGAUAGUGUUUAGUUCAAAAUGUCACGGCAAAAGUUGUUGAGGCCAUUGCAGUGUCUUGUUAAUCAAGUCAGAACUUAUAAACAUAAUAGUACUCCUCAAAUAUGGAAAGAAGAUGGUGUGAAGUAUGGUUUAGUUACCUACUAUCCCAGACAUAAAAAUCAUGUUGAUCCUCCUAUUACACCAACUAAGUUAUUCUUGAUUGAAAGGGUCAAGCAAUACAAAGGUAUUCCAUACUGGGAAAAACAGAUCUUAAAAAAUAUUAACUUGCAUGGAGAGAAAAAUACAAAACACUAUGCAGUUGUAAAAAAUACACCAGAAAUGUGUUCUAUGCUUUGGAAAAUUAAGCAUCUUAUUAAAGUUACACCUUUGAAUGCCCCGGAUAAACUACCAGAGCCAGAAUCAGUUAGUACUUACUUACAUGAGAAUGGAGAUCUGUUAAUUUUUCCAAAAGUGGAUAAAUCACGCUAUGAAGCAACAAUAGCAUUCAAAAAUGACCCCAAAAGAAUGGAUGGAGAAACUUUAGCAGAAGUUUUAAGGGAUAAAUGGGUGAAUCCGAUGGAGUAAAAAUAGAUUUAAAAACAUCUGUGCCAGAGAUAAUGAAUGACAAUUUUAUUCAAGUUCUUGAAUGAAAUUCCUGUUAUUUUGUAGAUAUUUUGUUAAAGUGAAGUAAAGUAUACAAAACAGAAUUGAACAAAUUAAUAUUUUAUUCAUACUUUCAGCCAAAUGACCUUUUACAAACUACCAACAGUUAUACUAUAAUCUCAUUAAAAUAUUGAGUUCAUCUUAUCGAAGGAGCAAAGCAUGAAUUUCAAUUGGAAGAUGAUUGUGCCGCUUUUGAGUCAGUCGUGCGGAACUAAUGAAUAUCAAGUGACUUUUUUGUAAUUAGAUUACGUUUGCUAUGCUCCUUGAAAGAACUAUAAUCAAAUUAGUUUGACAAUGGACAGAGUUACAUAAACAUACA
Trichogramma pretiosum is the source of this 1043-nucleotide messenger RNA. RefSeq lists its product as uncharacterized. Lineage: Eukaryota; Metazoa; Arthropoda; Insecta; Hymenoptera; Trichogrammatidae. The transcript has 4 exons. The coding region runs from base 101 to 646 and encodes 181 amino acids. Gene Ontology annotation, biological process: translation. Gene Ontology annotation, molecular function: structural constituent of ribosome. Gene Ontology annotation, cellular component: mitochondrion; large ribosomal subunit. The record is from RefSeq and is a predicted model, not a curated record.